Molecule: messenger RNA, 891 nt
Organism: Candidozyma duobushaemuli
Lineage: Eukaryota; Fungi; Ascomycota; Pichiomycetes; Serinales; Metschnikowiaceae
Exons: 1
Coding region: 1-891 (296 amino acids)
Source: RefSeq, a predicted model, not a curated record
AUGGCCAAACUCAAAAUCAUCACCGCCAAGAUGGUCGCCGAGUCCAUCACCGCCGCCCCGGAGUACGCCUUUAUUUUCAACAUCUUCGCCCAACUGUGGAACAGCCUCUACUUCCUCUUUCGUUUGGCUGCAAAUCAGCAGAACUCCUUGAUGUACCUCUGGAUCUUGUCCCACGCCGCCUGCCUUUCUGGAUUUCUUCUUUCUUUAACUUACCCUGGUGCUUACGACGUUGCCGUCGCCGGCUGUUUGGUUACAUACGCUUUGGCAGUGCACCGUCAGUUGAAGUUUAUUUUGAGGGACGACAGAAACCUCAAAAACAGAGCACCCAUUUCGGACUUGCUCCGGGGUGAAAACACCGUGCUUUUGGCUACGGCGCUCUUGAUGGCAAAUUCAACAGCUUCGCCAGUGAAACUCCUUCCUUUUGCCACUUACGCCUCCAUGAACUUGGUGUCGUUUCUUCUCGAUCUGUUCCCCAAUACAGCCUUCACCAAAACGUCAAUGCCGUUCUUGCGCUACGUCGAAACGUCCUUGUUGAACUACAUGUGUUACUGGGAUUACGCCGUGAUGGCGGUGUAUGCGUUGGAAUGGUACCAGCAAGGAACGGGCUGCUGGUUGUGGUUCUAUAUGGUCACCUGGCUCGUCAAGUUGGAGAUUUCCGAACUCAGCAGGAAAUCCUUGCACGGCCUUGUGGAGAUGCUGGCUUCUGCAGCUAACGCUCUGAAACUCGAUUUUCUUGUCUCCACAGCCACGGAGACUCAGGCAGCCUUGUCGGUGUUGAUUCCCACAAAAGAGAACCUGCCGGGAUACAUCCCAUCCCUGGCUCUCUCGAGGGACCGAGCCGACUCUAUGAUGUUCGACACCUUCUCGAUCAUCAACGACGUCGAUAGGUAG